This is a messenger RNA of Clonostachys byssicola, 1251 nucleotides long. The record is from the annotation of a GenBank genome assembly. Lineage: Eukaryota; Fungi; Ascomycota; Sordariomycetes; Hypocreales; Bionectriaceae.
AUGAGGUCCCAAGCUACCUUAGCCCUGGCUGAGUCAACUUCAUCUACAGACUUGGUUCUUAGAGGAACGAUACUGGACGAAAGCCAGAUUCUUGCUGUCGUCAACUCUUGGGCUGGUACUCGAAAAGUCUCUGGCAGUCAGCUCGUAAGUCGGGACUACGACAAAGAAAAUUACUACAAUAUCUCCAUACCUCGCAAAACUCAUAGCCCUGAAGGGGAGUCCUCGUCUCAAGCACAAGCCGACAUCGAUGGCCAGUCGGUCCGCAUGCCCAUGAGCCAAUAUGAAUUGAUGACUGCGGCUAAGGACAUCUUGUCUGCUCUCGUACAAUUGGAACGAAAGUGCAUCUUGAUCGAACAGACUUCAGGCAAAUUCGCAAGGCCUAGUAAUGACGCGAAUAAGCCCCGACUGAGGGCUAUCGGCUCUGAGCGUGAUCGUCUACUAGUCAAGAUUCAUGACCAGCUUAUUGAUAACCCUCACCCGGCUGCCCGUUCUGCGCAAAAGAAACUGGCGGCGAAGUAUGACAUGACGCGAAUGAGAAGGCGAACUAAAAGGUAUGAUCGGGACAAUGUGCUAGAGGUAACCGAGCCUGAGGUGCCGAAGGAGUCACUUCAUGAACCAUGUCCUGAAUUGGAUGAGAUACUCAAGAUGAUAUUUGAGGUCUGGGAGAGACUUGAUAAAUACUUCGACAAGGCGCCUGAUGAACCUAGUUACCCUACUAUUCUGGAUGAAUUGUGCCUUGAAUUUCCCCACGCCGUACGGCAUCUAUGCACAACCAUGCCGUGGACGAUUUGGCCAGCUCUGAUAGUACUAUGGGGUGUCUGUUGGAUGUUCAAGCCAUCCGUGACGGAACCCGUGAUCUACUGUCGUAUGGGCACCACAUCCCCCCCAAGCCCAGGGCUGGAUCUUGGCGCCUUCCAACAGCCCUGGAGUGUUUCCGACCAUCAGGAUUCGUACCUGCUAGACUUCGACUCCAAUCCUUCCUGGUUGGAAAUUGAUGGCAUGGGAUAUGGAUAUGAGCCUCCGAAGAUUGAUGACUUCGGGCUACACAAUAGUGACAUGGCGAGGGAGAUAUUUGAUCAUGUUUCUGUCUCUGAGACUGGCAUGCUACAAGAGUCUUUGCCGAACCACCGUCAAGGCUCCAACCAAGAUGAAAACACAUCAUCCGAAAACUAUUCUAGUGGUGAAGGAGAGAGUCAGGGACCAUCGGCUUCUGAAAUUUACGAUGAUACACCAAAUCAUCCUUCAAGGUAG